Molecule: messenger RNA, 1686 nt
Organism: Apus apus (common swift)
Lineage: Eukaryota; Metazoa; Chordata; Aves; Apodiformes; Apodidae
Exons: 2
Coding region: 6-1487 (493 amino acids)
Source: RefSeq, a predicted model, not a curated record
UGGAGAUGGGCACGAAGGGCGCGGGGCUCGGGGCCGGCGGGGACCCGCAGCUGUCACAGCGCGGGGCGGGACCGGGACCGGACGGGAGGGGGCAGCGAACAGGCGAACCCCAUCGCGGUCGCCCCGUCCCCUCCCGUCCCGUCCCGCCUCCCGGUCCCGCCGUGACCCCCGGGCCGAUCACUUCCCGAGCGGCCUGGGCUCCCGAUUUGAAAAUGCGGGAGCGGCUGCUGGUGCUGCUGUGCGCGCUGGCGCGGCGCGGGGCGGGCGGGCGGCGGGGCGCGAUGGCCGGGGCGGGCGGCUGGGACGGGCCGCAGCGCCGCGCCUGGCUCCGGCACUACUACAGCCAGCGGCAGAAACGGCUCAUGACGCUCCUGAUUGCUCGCCGGAGAAGAACCAGCUGCUACUUCUACCCCCGCGCCUGGCCCAGCCUCAGGAGUGCAGACUGGUGGGAGCGGGUGGUCCUGAAGGAGUUUGGGCCUCAGGACUGGCUGGAGAAGUUUCGGAUGUCCAAGGAGACCUUCUUCUAUGUCUGCAACCGGCUGCGGCCUGGGCUGGCCCCGCACAGCGCCCACUUCCACCCCACCCUGCCCCUGGAGAAGAGGGUGGCCGUGGCCCUGUGGCACUUGGCCACCAACGUGGAGUACCAGACUCUCAGCCCACUCUUUGGUGUGGGGCCCUCCACAGUGCAGACGUGCGUCCGGGAGGUGAGCUAUGCUGUUGUCUUGCUGCUGAAGCCCCUCUACCUCCGGCUGCCCAACGAGAAGGAGCUGGAGAACAUGGCGCGCAUCUUCCGCACCCGCUGGGGCUUCCCGCACUGCAUCGGGGCCCUGGACAGUCUUCACAUCCCCAUCCACCCACCCCUGCGCCUCAGCGCCGACUACUGCAACGGCCAGGGCUGGCACUCCAUCCUGACACAGGCCACCGUGGAUGGGCUGGGCCAGUUCUGGGACGUCUCCACCGCCUUCCCUGGCAGCAUGGAGAACAGCGCGGUCCUGGAGAGCUCCAGCCUGUGGGUGCUGGCCAAGGAGGGCCGGCUGUGCCCCAACCCUCCCAAGCACUUCAUGGGAAAGGCGCAGAAGUACGUGCUGCUGGGCGAUGCCACCUACCCCUUGCAAGACUGGAUCCUCAAGCCCUACCAGGAGGAUGAGAACCUCACGCAGCGGCAGCUGCAGUUCAACUACCGCCUGAAGCGCGCGCACAGCGUGAUCGAGAACGCCUUCCUGCGCCUGAAGGCGCGCUGGCAGAUCCUCCUCAAGUGUGACGACUGCAGCCUGGAGCUGCUCCCCACCCUGGUCCUUGCCUGCUGCAUCCUGCACAACGUCUGUGAAGCCCACGACAACCCCUUCAACGAGGAGUGGCUGGAGGGCACCGAGCCCACCGAGCUGCCCAAGCCCUGCCAGCCCGCGCCCGCGGCCAUGGAGGACGGGCGGGCUGAGCAAGUGCGUGAGCUGAUGUGCCAGUACUUUGAGAGCUGCGGGGAGGGCUGAUGGGGCCGGGGGUGAGAGGAGCAGCCCCGUGCAUCCCGGUGCUCGCAGACUUCCCGUGGACUCCAGUGGUUCCAGGCUGCCAAGGAAAGGACUGCACCCUGCACCAGCAGCUCCCAGGGCAGGGAGGGGGGUGGCUGGUGGUGCUCGUGCUUGUUUUGCCGUGGUGGUUUGGGCCAGUGGAAUGUAUUCUCUUCCAGAA